Molecule: messenger RNA, 2523 nt
Organism: Rotaria sp. Silwood2
Lineage: Eukaryota; Metazoa; Rotifera; Eurotatoria; Philodinida; Philodinidae
Source: the annotation of a GenBank genome assembly
AUGGCUCAAAAAAAUCCUAAAGAUAGUGGUAAAUCUACAGUAAAACAUAUGGAUAAUAAUGAUAUGUUCUUAAAACGAGCUCUUGAAAAAUUAUUAAGUGAAAAAGAUAUGAAAAAAUCACAAUACCAACAAGUAAAACGUGCAUGUGAAACAGCUCUUGCUUCUGUAACUAAAGAUCCUCAAACUACUGAUGUGUCAUAUAUCAAUGAAACUUAUUUUCUUCCAUUUGAAUUAGCUUGUGCAUUAAAUCAUCCUCGAAUGGUUGAUACUUCACUUGAUUGUCUUCAAAAACUUCUUUUAAAUGGUCAUUUAAUUGGUAAUAUUAUUGAUCCAACGGAUUCAACGAAAUUAUUAAUAGAUCGAAUUGUAUCUGUUAUAUGUGCAUGUUUUCAUGGUAUACAAACUCAAGAAAAAGUUGAAUUACAAAUAAUUAAAAUUUGUUUAACUAUAAUGACAUCUCAAACAAUUGAAAUUCAUCAACGUAGUGUUUUACAAAUAGUUAAAACAUGUUUUAAUAUUUAUUUAACAAGUCGUUCAAAAAUUAAUGAAGCAACAGCACAAGGUUCUCUUUCACAAAUACUUAAUGGAAUUUUUUCUAAAAUGGAACAAAAAAUGAGUUUAGUUAAUGAACGUAAACAAAAAGAAAAUAUAAAUGUAAUAAUAAAUGAUUAUGAUGAAGAACAAAUAAUUAUUAAAGAUAUUCUUGAAGAACUUGUUGAGAAAAUUGUUUAUGAUGAAGCAACACAAGAACAAACAAAUAGUUCAUUAUCAACUAAUGAUAUUAUUGAAGAUACUCAAUCAACACAAGAAGAAAUUAAUGAUAGAAUAUUAAAAAAUAAUCGAGAAGCUCGAGGAGCAGCGGGACCAGUGCUUGGACUUAUUAAUGAGGGAGAUGACCCAAGCAUCAAUGAAAAAGAUGUAUGGAAUGAGGAUACAGAAGUGAUUUAUAAUAUUAAUGGUGAUAUUGAGUUCGAAAAUGUCAGUUUUAUUUAUCCAUCUCGAAAAGAUACAUCAGUUCUGCAAAAUCUCUCUCUUAUUGCUCGUGCUGGUCAGACGACUGCUCUCAUAGGCCCAAGCGGCUGUGAUGCAACACAAGCAGAAAUCGAACAAGCAGCACGAGAAGCGAAUGCGCAUGAUUUCAUAAUGCAAUUACCAAAUAAAUACGAAACACUUGUUGGUGAACGUGGUAUACAGUUGAGUGGAGGUGAAAAACAGCGUAUUGCAUUAGCUCGUGCUCUUGUCAAACAGCCUACAUUCCUAUUACUGGAUGAACUAACAAGUGCACUCGAUAAUGUUAGCGAGAAAAUUGUUCAAGGAGCGAUUGAUCGAGCAUGCAAAGGUUGUACAACUAUUAUUAUUGCUCAUCGUUUGACUACCAUUCAAAAUGCUGAUCAAAUAUAUAUAUUGGAUAAUGGAAAUGUAAUUGAGCGGGGCACACAUGAAAUAUUGAUGGCAAAAGAAGGAGGCAAAUAUCAAGCAAUGAUCAAACGUCAACAAAUUGAAAGAAUCGAUUAUGACAAAGAUGAUUUGAUGAGCAUGCAAACAUAUACAGCUUUUGCCACAUCAGGAUCGGCAUUAACGCAACGUAUUCGUUCGAAAGCUUUCGCAUGCCUUCUUCGUCAAGAAGUCGCUUAUUUCGAUCGACCUGAAAACAGUUCUGGUGCGAUAUGUAAUCGUCUUUCUUCUGAUGCAUCAGCCAUUCAAGAGAUGACUGGUACACGAUUAGGAGUCAUCUUUGAAGCUAUUGCACUGACAUUAGUCGGAGUUGUAAUUGACUUUCGUGGUGAUAUAAAAUUUGAUCAAGUCAAAUUUAUUUAUCCUAGUCGACCAACUUCUGUAAUUCUUAAGCGAUUUGAAUUGAAUAUCAAGCCACGUCAACGUGUAGCUCUUGUUGGAGCAUCCGGAUGUGGAAAAUCAACAAUUAUUCAACUUUUGGAACGAUUUUAUGAUGUAACAAGUGACCAACUACUUCUCGAUGGCACAGACAUUCGACAACUAAAUCUUCAUUGGGUUCGUUCUACUUUUGGUCUUGUCAGUCAAGAACCGAUUUUAUUCGAUUUAACCAUUGCUGAAAAUAUUGCUUAUGGCUUAGAAAAUGUUUCCAUGGAAGACAUUAUGAAUGCAGCAAAUAGAGCUAAUAUUCAUGAAUUUAUUGAUCAAUUACCUCAGGGUUAUGAAACAAGGGUCGGAUGGAAAGGUAGUUUUCUUUCAGGUGGUGAAAAACAACGAAUCGCUAUUGCUCGUGUUCUUCUUCGGCGACCGAAAGUAUUGCUCUUAGAUGAAGCUACAAGUGCCAUGGACUCAUUCAAUGAAAAAAUUGUACAAGAAGCUCUUGAACAAGUUCAAACAGAAAAUUUUAAUACAACAUCGCUCAUCGUUGCUCAUCGUCUAUCAACGAUUCGCUCAUGUGAUUUGAUUUGUGUACUUGAUCAAGGACAUAUUGUGGAAAGUGGUACUCAUGCAGAAUUGAUGCAACGGCGUGGAGCUUAUUAUGGUAUGCUUAUUGAAAGCAAUUUACAAUGA